CGCUGCGCAGCCUGUGUGCCAUGAUCGCAACGGCGCUGGAAUCCAGUAUUUACACCGCAGUAUUGACGCUCACAAACGCUUUGGACUGUCAUCGAGGACAUGGGACCGUGAAAGUAUGGCGGAUGCUGAGGAGCCGGAGACGAAAAGAAGGCGAAUAGAGGACCUGACUGAGAAGUUAGUGACGAAUGCUAAAUCGAGAAUGGCUGUUGAUAGUGCACACAAGGACAGUGCUUGUGACUGGCAUGGCCGAUGGAGCCAUGUGAGGAAGUUCCUGGAGAGACCUGGCCCAUUCACCCAUCCCGACUUUGAGCCAAGUACUGAGUCAUUACAAUUCCUGUUGGAUACGUGCAAGAUUUUAGUCAUCGGAGCUGGUGGACUUGGAUGUGAACUUCUUAAAAAUCUGGCGUUGUCUGGGUUUCGCCUCAUCCACGUCGUUGACAUGGACACGAUUGAUGUCUCAAACCUCAACAGGCAGUUUCUUUUCAGGCCCAAAGACAUUGGACGGCCAAAGGCGGAUGUGGCCGCUGACUUCAUCAACCAUAGAGUCCCAGGAUGCCAAGUCGUGCCACAUUUCAACAAAAUUCAAGAUUUCGACACGUCAUUUUAUAAACAGUUCCACAUCAUCGUCUGUGGGCUGGAUUCCAUCAUUGCCAGGCGUUGGAUGAACGGGAUGCUGAUCUCCAUCCUGAUAUACGAAGACGGGGUUCUGGAUCCCAGCUCUAUCAUCCCGCUCAUUGACGGCGGCACCGAAGGCUUCAAGGGCAACGCCCGUGUCAUCCUGCCGGGCAUGACUGCAUGCAUCGACUGUACCCUGGAGCUGUACCCACCGCAGAUAAAUUUCCCAAUGUGCACUAUUGCCUCGAUGCCGCGGCUGCCGGAGCACUGCGUAGAGUAUGGCAGGAUGAUUCAGUGGCCUAAAGAGAAGCCCUUUGGAGAUAACGCGUUAGAUGGUGAUGACCCAGAGCACAUCCGGUGGGUGUUUGAGAGAGCAGAGGAGCGAGCCGCCCAGUUCAGCAUCACAGGAGUGACCUACAGACUAACGCAGGGCGUGGUGAAGCGGAUCAUCCCUGCCGUGGCCUCCACCAACGCUGUCAUCGCUGCUGCCUGCGCCACAGAAGUUUUUAAAAUUGCAUCAAGCGCAUAUAUUCCAUUAAAUAAUUACCUGGUCUUCAACGAUGUGGACGGCUUGUACUCCUACACGUUUGAAGCUGAGCGGAAGGACAACUGCUCAGCCUGCAGCCAGGUGCCUCAAGACCUUCAGUUCCCACCCUCCGCAAAACUCCAGGAAGUGCUGGAGUAUCUGACGGAGAGUUCCUCCUUACAAAUGAAGUCCCCAGCCAUCACCACGACCCUCGAAGGGAAAAACAAGACGUUAUAUUUACAGUCUGUCAAAUCCAUUGAGGAGCGGACGCGGCCCAAUCUCUGCAAAACCCUGAAAGAGCUGGGACUGUCGGACGGGCAGGAGUUAGCGGUGGCGGACGUCACGACUCCUCAAACGGUUCUUUUCAAGCUCAAUUUCACCCCCUGAACGUUCAGAGCGACUCUGCGUCGACGCAAGAGCCGCCACGCACCCUAACACCAGGCACCCUGGGGCAGGUUCUCCUGAGCAACGGUGUCAACUGUCUUUUCUCCAAUGCACUGAAGUGGUCCACAGGAUCCCAACGGACAUCCUUUAAAAUAUCAGUCGAACAAGUCACUUUGUUUGUUGAUAAUAUUCUGUAGGGUUUUUAUAUAUUCUGUUGUCUUGUGUUGUCUCACACAAACAUGCUUUUGCGCAAGGUCAAUUUAAUAAGAUGUAAUGAGUGUACGUGCAUUAAGAUGUAAUAAAAAGCGAUGGCAAAUGUCAAAUGACCUUCA
Molecule: messenger RNA, 1857 nt
Organism: Gadus macrocephalus (Pacific cod)
Lineage: Eukaryota; Metazoa; Chordata; Actinopteri; Gadiformes; Gadidae
Product: NEDD8-activating enzyme E1 catalytic subunit-like
Exons: 18
Coding region: 116-1528 (470 amino acids)
Biological process (GO): protein neddylation
Cellular component (GO): nucleus; cytoplasm
Molecular function (GO): NEDD8 activating enzyme activity
Source: RefSeq, a predicted model, not a curated record